GUGGACAGCGACGGGUAAUAUGGCAUCAUCGUCCAAAAUAAGCUAGAAAAUCGGAUCAAGGAGCGCGAAUCUGAAGCUCCCCAUCAUCCAUCCUGCAAAGCAAUUGCCAUCCCCAAUCUCUCCGUCGAAUUCGCCGUCAAUCUCGCCACUGCCUUUGCGCUGCGGUAAUCCCACGGCCGAUUCCCCCCCUUUCCCCUAACCCAAUCCCCCCCUACCUCAUGGCAGCCGACGUCUCCAUCCCCGCGCCGCCUCUCCGCGCCCCCCAGCUCUAGGCUCUAGCUCCCAAUAAUCCCGCCGACGGACCCUCUCCCUUCCUUCCUUCCUUCGUCUCCCCUAUUUCCAGGGCUUUUAGCUGAUCGGUGCUUGAGAAGUCGCUCUCGGGGUUUAGAGUCCUCGAUCGGUGCAUCCGUGCUCGCUCUUCUGUUAGGGAGCUCUGACAAGAUGAUCCGUCCAGGAGGUGGGAGAUUAUUUCCUCUCUGGUUAUGUGCAGUUUGUAUCCUCGUGGCUCAGCCAGGAGCUUGCAAUGUGGUGCUGAUGGCGAAUAAUAAGACUUUGUCAUUCAAUGAUGUCGAGGCAAGCUUUACUCCAGCAGUGGAAGGCAAGGGUGUAAACGGUGUAAUCUACACUGUGGAACCUCGAGAUGCAUGCGGUCCUCUGAUAAACAGACCAGAUGAGGGCCCUGUAUCACCAUUUGCGUUGAUCAUAAGAGGUGGCUGCCAAUUUGAUGAUAAAGUUAGAAAUGCUCAGGAUGCCGGAUUCAAGGCUGCAAUAGUAUAUGAUAAUAAAGACAACGGUGUGCUUGUUUCAAUGGCUGGAAGCUCAUCUGGAAUCAGAAUAUAUGCGGUCUUCGUCUCUAAGGCCUCAGGAGAGGUGUUGAAGAAAUAUUCAGGUCAAAGUGAUGCUCAGUUGUGGAUAAUAUCAACACAGGACAACGCAGCUUGGUCAAUCAUGGCAAUUUCUUUCACAGCACUGCUUGCUAUGUCUGCUGUGCUAGCCACUUGUUUCUUUGUGAGAAGACACCAGAUAAGAAGGGAUAGGGCUCUAAUCCCUGCAGCUCGAGAAUUUCAUGGAAUGAGCAGCCAGUUAGUGAAGGCAAUGCCUAGUCUUAUUUUUACAAAAGUGCAAGAAGACAACUGUACAUCGUCAACAUGCGCCAUUUGCCUGGAGGACUACAGUGUUGGUGAAAAGAUAAGAGUGCUCCCUUGUCGACACAAGUUCCAUGCAGCCUGUGUGGACCUGUGGCUCACUUCAUGGAGAACAUUCUGCCCUGUAUGCAAGCGAGAUGCAAAUGCUGGAACACCAAACCUCCCUGCAUCAGAGACAACCCCUUUGCUUUCUUCUGCCAUUCACUUGCCUGCCGAAUCGACGGCUUUAUCCUCUUUCCAGUCGAUGGUGUCUGCAUCUCCACCUAGGCCAAUAAGCCGGCAUCCUUCACUGCAGUCCAUGUCCCGCACCUACUCGAACUCCAGUAUCCCCCGAGGUAAUAACCCAUGCAGAUGUCGUUCCAAUUCGCCUGCCAUGAGUACAAGCAGGAGCAAUGUAGACCUUGCAAACAUGUCCGCAUCCCCAUGGUCUCACACUUCGCACCUUGCAUCCGGGAACUCUCUCAGCGGGUGCCACUUGUCUCCGCCGAUUGACAUCAGAUAUACAUCACUGCAUAAUCUCCCUAAUUCAAGUUACGGAUUCUCCGGUCCGUGCAUAGGUUCUCCCCAUGUCCCCCGUUCGGGCUACGGGUCUCCAAGCUAUCAUCAUCUUGGCUCUUCAGGGCAGCAGUACCCUUACCUGAGGCACCGAACAGAGUCGGGGCCGAGCCUGUUCACCAUGGUGCCCCAGUCACCGCAGCAGACCCAGCUUCAGCAUGGUGGCGAGUCGGGAACGAGCCUGUCAGCUUCAGCGUCGACCAGUUCGCUUCGUCAGGCCUACCUGCAGCAUUGCCCUGACUCUGACGCAAGCCUGUCUGCUGCAACAUCGGCUCAGUCGCUACCAGGUUGCUGAUUCCUCUAUAACAAAGUUCACCACUGAAAUCUUUGUGAGACCUCCUGUUUUGCUCAAAGAGAAAAACUGACAGUCUAAUGGAUGGAAGCUUAUGAUCCAUGGAACUGGCCUGCGGCGGCCAUGUACCAUGGCGAUUGAGCAAAAGCUGGGCUGCCUGGAAGAAAGAGAGAUGAGAAUGGAAUUGUUGACCUUGAAUUCUGACCAACUACUUGCUGGGGAUGAUCUUGAAGAAGCAAGAUGGCUGUUGUUGAGCCUGUAAAUGAGUUCGAGGCAUGUGCUAUUUUCUGCUACUGUUUUCUCACACCACGAGUUUAUUUAUGUUAUGUUGACAGGUUAUAAUUAAUUACAGGGGAUCCGUCCAUUAGUUGCAGUCAGGAAUGUUUUCUUCUUUUUUUGCUGUAUAUAAUAUAAAUAGAGAAGAGUUUGAAUUGCAAGAUGAGAAUAACUCAGGCUUGGAUUGGACCAUGCAUGCAUGAUGUUAGUUCAACAGAUAUACUACUCAAUCUGGGUAUGUAAGGUUUUUGUAUGAUGAAAUCGAGUGUUGUGCAUCUCCACUUUUA
Molecule: messenger RNA, 2555 nt
Organism: Brachypodium distachyon (stiff brome)
Lineage: Eukaryota; Viridiplantae; Streptophyta; Magnoliopsida; Poales; Poaceae
Product: receptor homology region, transmembrane domain- and RING domain-containing protein 2
Exons: 5
Coding region: 442-1995 (517 amino acids)
Source: RefSeq, a predicted model, not a curated record